GUUGAGUGGGACCUCGGAACAACUGUGCUGGCCUGUUGUACCUAAAGGCCUCGGAGGGCGCAGUAGUAUUACCGCCAGAGAGCAGCUAGCACCUAUCGUGCCACCGAAUGAUGAAUGCACGGUUAAUACUAGCGGCGGCAGCGGUUUGCGUUGCCAGGGCCACACCACUUCCAUACUAUGAAUAUUCGUGCAUUCACUAUUGCGAGUCCCUCUACGGUCCCGAAGUGAGCCCCUACUGCUGCAGGAUGGCAAAAGUAUUCCAGGGAGAGGAUUCAAACAACAUUGAACAUCGCCCCACUAAAGAGGAAAUAUUGAAUAUCGGCGAAUGCCCCCCAAUUCGGUCUUUCUGCCCGCGGGCUGGACAAUACGCUGUACCGUUGGUGUGUAGCAACGACGGAGUUUGCGCCUCGUCUGAUAAAUGCUGCUACGAUGCUUGUUUGGAAACCAAAAUUUGCAAAACCGCUGUCAAACGUUACCGCAGGUCGCUUCCAGACCAGAGUGAAAACGAUGACCUCGGGGCAGCCAAGGUCUCCAGUGUCAUCUUGACAGAGGACAGAAACCCUGUUAGUGUCGUUGUUGAUGGCAGUGGCAAUCCCGUAACACUGGUGGAAGGAGAUGCUGUGACAAUCGUUGCAACAGGGCCUGUGAACUUAGCAAACUCUCAGAAUAUAACGCAUCUGCCAGGGGCGGAUAAAGCUGCAAGCAGUGAUAGCGUAUCAUCAAAGAAAAUAAAGAGAGCAGUUAUAGCUGAAAGUGACAGAGUAUCAAGCAAUGUCCUAUUAUCACCUGAUGACUCGGUAAGCAUUGUAAAAGACAGGUAUGGAAGUGUUAUUAUAAAUGAUAAUAAGCCACUGAUAUUAGUGCAGAAGGAAAAGGGUCCCACAAUAAUUCUAAACGACAAUGGCUUGAGAGUGCUAGCUGGACAUGACACGAGUAAAGGCGCUGUCUUGGGAGUGGUCACCCCUACCACUGUUCCAUACCUAGAAGUGCAGUCACACCAUCCACCGUCGAGCGCCCCAGACAGGGACCCCAUUAGGCUACUGGUGAAGGGUGAUGGCAACCCGGUAACACUCGUAGACGGAGACGGUCCCUUGCAAGUCCAGAACGCUGAUGGCGUGUCCUUUGUGGCCGAUGUUCCAGAAGUCCGUGCUACUGACAUGCCUGGCGAGUAUGCUUUACCAAUGGCGGUUACGAGCCAAAAUACUAAAAUCAACCAUAUCAUUGUUGAUAGUGCUGGUAACCCUACUAAGAUAGAAGACGGCAGUGGCGUGUUAGUAGUAUCAAAAACUGCUGAAACCUCCAAUGAGGCUUCUUCGGAAGAAAAUUCGUCCUACUCUCGCCGACGAAGACGAUCGCGGUCUUCGGCAAAUGCUGUCGUUGAUGGAAACGAUAUAACGGUGACCUUAGUUGAUGCCUCUCAUGUCGACGUAGAUAUAGUAGAUAUAGCAGGCAACAAAAUCAAUGUAGUAGCCGGUGAUCACAUUCUAAAUAUCGGGGAAUCCACAUUGGCUACAGUAGAGUUCGUUGAGGGUAGACCCGUGGUCCGGGAUGAAAAUGGCCGAAUUCUGUUGGACAAAAUGGGUUCGCCAUUAACUGUUAAGCCGGCAAGUGACACACAACCAUUGCCAACUGUCUAUAGUAUUGUCGAUGGAAAGUAUAAACCAAUUAAUUUAGUAGCAAGUGACAAUACACCUGUGCAUGUUUAUGAUUCUAAUGGCAACGAACUUGCCAUAAAUGGAGGAGGCUCAGAUAUGGAGGUAUCUCGGGAAACGGUUUCUAUUAUGAAGAGGGCAUCAGGGGAAGACCUUCUCUUGCAGAAUGGCGAAGCAUUAGCAGAUGAAGACGGAAUGCUGCUGAAGGCCACAUCCGUGAACACGCGACACUACUCCGAGGUUUCCACAAACGUCUUGGUAGAUGGAGAUGGCAACACCGUAAACUUGUUGAGCAUAAAUGGCUCUCCCACCACUGUUAUCGACGAUAGUGAUAAUGUAGUUACCGUUAAAACUGGAAAUAAAAUUAUAAUGCUAGAGGAUAUCAACGUAACCACUCUACUUGAAAACGGUAUGAUGGUUCUAAAGAAACCAUCGGGAGAGCUAGUGGUCGAUGAAAAUGGUUUGCCAGUUACUCUUGUACCUGAACAUAGAUCUAGGCGGAGACGCUCUAUAGCCAGUGAAGGCCAUGGGAUCAUGGAUUCUCAUGAAAAUACAGUGACUCUAACUGACGUCCACGGGGUUCCAGUAACACUGGAUGAUGGAAAGGGUAACAUCGUGAAGCCUGUAGCUGGAGAAAUCAUAAUGGAAACGGGAACUGCAGCAGCUUUUAUUGUUGAAACUAAUGAAGGAAAACGGCUUAUAGAUGAAAAUGGGAACUUUAUUGUCGACAGUGAAGGGAAUGCUCUUUUAUUUGUCUCCAAAAGGGAAAUCGUUUCAUCACAAGAAACUAACGUAAUUGUAGACGGAACCAACAACACUGUGCAGUUACUGAGUGUGAGAGGUUCUCCUAUUACCAUUGUUGACAGGCAGGGUAACGACGUAGAUGUUAAAGAUGGAGAUGUUCAAAUAGUGAAAAAUACCGAGAGCGCCAUGAUAAUCGAUAUGGUCGAUGACACAGUGUUAGUGGAUUCUUCCGGUAGUAUCAUGACAGACUUAAAUGGGAAGAAUUUGAGGAUAAUGACAGCAAGGAAGAAAGCACAGAAAGUUGCGGUGAAUGUCCUUGUCAAUGGCGAAGGCAAUACGGUAACACUCUCGACCUUAGAAGGAACACCUGUAACAUUGCUCGAUAACGAAGAGGUGGUCGUCACGAUGGCAGGUGAGGUUCAGCUUGCUGUGGAUGGUACCAACACUGCUCGAGUUCGACGAUCAUCGUCUGAAGUAAACGUUGUUGAUGAGACAGAUUUUCUUUUGGCUGACGACAAAGGAAAGCUUCUAACCAUGAAAAGAGUUGGCGAGCACAAGGAAACAUCCGUAGCUACUAACAUACUAGUUGAUGAAGAAGGGAACUCUCUAACCCUGAUAGACUUGAACGACUCUCCUAUAACUGUUGUUGAUGAUUCUGGCAAUAACAUCGCCCUCGCCUCGGGAGAGAGAACUCUCAAAGUAGAGAUGACUGGCCAUUUACAGGUCAUGGAGACGACAGAUAGAUAUGCGCGCUCCCUCGAGAGCGAUGGCGCCAAGACCAAGCGGAAACUGCUGGUUGACGACGCCGGCAACCCAGUGCACAGCGAAAAUGGUCCCAUUCAAGUUGUCCCAACAAACAACGAAGACUUGGCCCCAGAAGCUGAGAAUUUCCUUGAAGUGACGGAAGAAUUCGUCGAAGCGAGUUUCAGCCUUCAGCGCCUUUCUGCAGUUGUGAAGCACGAGCAACACCUUCUAAAACUUAAUCUUGUGCGGGAAUCGUCCAUUACGAAAUCUAGGGAUUACGAAAGCUUUGUUGAGGAGAUAAAUGUAUUUGUAGAUGUGGUAGGGAAGCUUCAAGCAAAGUGCCUUAAGAAGAUGAUGCAGAUCCUGGAGAAAGAACCUGGAUCUCACGAGAAGGAGGCCUAUGCAUUAUUGGAAGAAGUGAAUGAAAUGUUAACAAAUAAUAUCCCAUAGACUAAUCAACUGGUUGUAUACUGCUCUGGAACUAUAACUGUAAUAUAUACAAAGUGUAUAAUAUA
Molecule: messenger RNA, 3655 nt
Organism: Penaeus chinensis
Lineage: Eukaryota; Metazoa; Arthropoda; Malacostraca; Decapoda; Penaeidae
Product: mesocentin-like
Exons: 5
Coding region: 108-3590 (1160 amino acids)
Source: RefSeq, a predicted model, not a curated record